Messenger RNA from Parnassius mnemosyne (clouded apollo), 1572 nucleotides. The record is from the annotation of a GenBank genome assembly. Lineage: Eukaryota; Metazoa; Arthropoda; Insecta; Lepidoptera; Papilionidae.
AUGAAAAGUAAAUUAUGUUGCAUAGAACUUUUUAUAUGCUUUUGUGUCUGGAUAUGUGCAAAUUUGUAUUCCUUGUUUAUGUUAUUUGAAGCACAAACAGAAAUUUUACCACAAAACGGUCAAGAAAUGAAAUUACUCAAAGAUCUUAAACCUGGUUUGAGGUUUAUACAACGACCUAAAGAUGAAUCAGACAUUGAAUGGAGUAGCUGGAAAUAUUUUAUUCAUAUAUCCUUUUAUUACCUGAUAAUACAAUUUAUUAUAUCUGAAAUCAUACGAAAGUUCUCAUUACCAAUAUUGAAACAUUGGUACAUCUUAUCAAGUGUAAUUUUUAUCGCUUCUCACAUGGGUGUCCGACAGAUGAUUAUAAUUUUAAUCCAGCCAAUGUUAUAUGGUAUAAUUAUAAUGUUAGGUGGUAAUAAACAAAGUAUUUGGAUGACUAGUAUAUUGCUUCUUGCAAGUUACAAUUCCUUAAAGUAUAAAUAUUAUUUCUGGAAUUUCUUGGACCAUGAAGAAAUGCAAGAUGAAGAAGUUUACCUCAUGUUAUUCAGUGUGGCUUGGAUCGAAUUGCGGUGUAUUAGUUACACUAUUGAUUAUAUAGAUAAGAGGGAUACAAACAAAAUACAUAAUUUUUUCUUUUAUAAUGAUGUUGUAAAUAUGUUUAGUUACAUAUUAUAUUUACCACUCUUAUACACAGGACCAAUUAUACUUUAUGAAGAAUUUGAAAAGAGCUUUAAUGUCAAGUAUGAAAGCUUAACAUUGAGAGUGAAGAGAUUUAUUUGGGAUUUGACUUUAUUAAAAUUUUACUCCUUCAUUUUAGAUAUAGCUUUUCAUUAUAUAUAUUUCUUUGCUAUGCAGGAUAAUAUGGAGCUUGUAAGAAAACUGCCCACAACAGCCCUAUGUGGUGGAGGUCUUUGGAUGGGGUUGGAAUUUCAUAUGAAGUAUGUAAUAUCAUAUGGCACUACUACAGCAUUUGCAAGACUUGACAACAUUGAGCCACCCCCAAUGCCAAGGUGUAUUGCGAGAGUUCAUAUCUAUUCACAAAUGUGGAGACAUUUUGAUGUUGGGCUUUAUAGAUUCCUUGUAAAGUAUAUCUACAAGCCUGGUCUUACUAUAGUUUCAACAUUAACUAAACUACCAAAAAUAGCUCAUCGGCUUAUUGCUUCACUUGCCACAUUUGUGUUUAUAUUUAUGUGGCAUGGAACAGUUUGGCAUAUAUUUAUUUGGUCAAUUUUAAAUUACUUGGGUAUUAUCCUAGAACAUGUGGGUAAAGAAUUAUCAAGGCACAGGAUGUAUGAAUGGUUUAAGAUAAACAUUUUAAAAACUGAUAAAAUAGAGGCAUAUUUUAUUGCAUUAUUAUGUACACCAUUAUUAGCUUUGUCAGCUAUUUCCAAUUUUUAUUUAUUUGCUGGUACUGAAAUUGGUAAUUUAUUUUUUGAAUGUUUUAUAAAUCCUUCUCUUUGGAAUUCUAUGUUAUUAGGUAUAUCAUUGUAUUGUUGUUGUCAUGUGUCAAUGGCAUUGGCGGAUUUUCCUUCUCGGGGAUGUACACAGAAAUUGAAUGGAAAGAGUGAAUAA